GGCUAUCUAUCAAUUCUUUUUUUCGUUUGUGUGCAGAUAGACGUCCGCCUUGUAUCUCAACCGGAAAAUAGCCUCAUCAAGGAGUCGCCGGUGCAAUUGAAGCUCCAUUCGGCGGAGGAAACCGCUAUAAUGGGCGUUCAUCACAAAUGUGGACUUAAAAACAGUUUUCGUGCUCGCGGAUUUAGAUAAAAAACAACACAUCUUAACGCCCGCUAGCUAACGUCGCUCCUCUGCUCUGAUCACGCCGAGGGUCUUUAAACGAGGGACAUAAGCAGAAACUUAAGGGGGAAACAAGUCUAAGCUGCAACCAUGUCUGGGGCAUCUGUAAAAGUCGCCGUCCGUGUACGGCCCUUCAACUCCAGGGAGAUGAGCAAGGACUCAAAAUGUAUCAUUCAGAUGCAAGGGAACACUACAACUAUUUCCAACCCCAAAGCCCCAAAAGAACCAGCAAAGACCUUCAGUUUUGAUUAUUCCUACUGGUCACACACUACGCCCGAGGACCCCUGCUUUGCAUCACAGAACCUUGUAUACAAUGACAUUGGCAAGGAAAUGCUGGAGCAUGCUUUUGAGGGAUACAACGUCUGCAUUUUUGCCUAUGGCCAGACAGGAGCUGGCAAAUCCUACACCAUGAUGGGCAAGCAGGAGGAGGGGCAAGAAGGAAUCAUUCCCAUGCUCUGUGAAGAUCUAUUUGAGAAAAUCAAUGAGGACAGCAACAAAGAGGAGCUCUCAUACUCAGUGGAGGUCAGUUACAUGGAGAUCUACUGUGAGCGGGUACGAGAUUUGCUCAACCCUAAGAACAAAGGGAACCUACGGGUGCGAGAACACCCACUACUGGGUCCCUAUGUGGAAGAUCUGUCCAAACUAGCUGUCACCUCCUACACAGACAUCGCUGACUUGAUGGAUGCAGGCAACAAGGCUAGAACUGUGGCUGCCACCAACAUGAACGAGACCAGCAGCAGGUCACAUGCUGUUUUCACAAUCGUCUUCACACAGAAAAAACACGACAGUGAAACAGACCUCUCCACAGAAAAGGUCAGUAAAAUUAGUCUGGUAGACUUGGCUGGGAGUGAGCGAGCAGAUUCCACUGGAGCUAAAGGUACCAGGCUAAAGGAGGGAGCAAACAUCAACAAAUCUCUCACAACGUUAGGGAAGGUUAUCUCUGCCUUAGCUGAAGUGGAUAACUGUACGAGCAAGAGCAAGAAGAAGAAGAAGAGUGAUUUCAUCCCAUACAGAGACUCUGUCCUGACAUGGCUGCUGAGGGAGAACCUCGGUGGAAACUCAAGAACAGCCAUGGUAGCUGCCCUCAGUCCUGCAGAUAUCAACUAUGAUGAAACUCUCAGCACUCUCCGCUAUGCUGACAGAGCUAAGAACAUCAAGUGCAAUGCUGUCAUCAAUGAGGAUCCCAACAAUAAGCUGGUGCGUGACCUGAAGGAUGAAGUAGCCCGGCUGAAGGAACUGCUCCGUGCACAGGGCUUGGGAGACAUCCUGGACAUUGAUCCUAUGGGGGAUGAUUACCCAGGAAGUGGAAUCAAAUACCUCAAAGACAUUCAGAACAAUAAGAAUAGAUACUUGAUAGCCUCAGAGAACCAACGCCCUGGCCAUUUCUCCACAGCACCUAUUGGUUCCCUGACAGUCUCUCCAUCCUCUGGCUCACUGUGCAGCCAGGGGGGCCUUCAGUCGGUCACCAGCAUCCAAGAGCGCAUCAUGUCCACCCCUGGAGGAGAGGAGGCCAUCGAAAGACUCAAGGAAUCAGAAAAGAUCAUUGCUGAGCUCAAUGAAACUUGGGAAGAGAAACUUCGAAAGACAGAAGCAAUCCGCAUGGAAAGGGAGGCCUUGCUCGCUGAGAUGGGUGUGGCAAUCCGUGAAGAUGGAGGCACUCUGGGAGUCUUCUCUCCUAAAAAGACUCCACACUUGGUUAACUUGAAUGAGGAUCCUCUCAUGUCCGAGUGUCUGCUCUAUUACAUCAAAGAUGGAAUUACCAGGGUGGGUCAGGCUGAUGCUGAGAGACGACAGGACAUUGUUUUAAGUGGUGCUCAUAUCAAGGAAGAGCACUGCAUCUUCCGCAGCGAGAGGAAUGCCAACGGAGAUGUUAUCGUCAUGCUGGUGCCCUGUGAGGGAUCAGAGACAUACGUCAAUGGCAAACGUGUUGAAGAUGCAGUCCAGCUUCGUUCAGGUAACCGUAUCAUUAUGGGAAAGAACCAUGUGUUCCGGUUUAACCACCCAGAGCAGGCUAGAGCUGAGAGGGAGAAGACACCAUCUGCUGAGACCCCUGUGGAGCCGGUCGAUUGGACUUUUGCUCAGCGAGAGCUUCUGGAGAAGCAGGGUAUCGAUAUGAAGCAGGAGAUGGAGAAACGGCUUACCGAGAUGGAAAUCUUGUACAAAAAGGAAAAGGAAGAGGCAGACCAACUUUUGGAGCAGCAGCGAUUGGUGUAUGAGAGCAAACUACAGGAGCUUCAGAAACAGGUGGAGACAAUUUCUCUGGUAGCAGAAACUCCUGAUGAAGAAGAGUUGGAGGAGGAGGAGGAAGAGGAAGUGCCAUGGACUCAGCAUGAGUUUGAGCUGGCUCAGUGGGCCUUCAGGAAAUGGAGGUACCAUCAGUUCACCUCCUUACGUGACCAGCUGUGGGGAAACGCUGUCUACCUGAAGGAGGCCAACGCCAUCAGUGUGGAGUUAAAGAAGAAAGUACAGUUCCAGUUCGUUCUGCUAACAGACACGUUGUACUCCCCGCUGCCCCCUGAGCUCCUCCCCCCAGAGCCAGAAAAGGAGCGCGACUCCAGACCGUUCCCCCGCACUGUGGUCGCUGUAGAGGUUCAGGACCUAAAGAAUGGAGCUACACACUACUGGUCCCUGGAAAAACUCAAGCAAAGGCUGGACCAGAUGAGAGAAAUGUAUGACAGAGCAGGAGAAAUGGCGUCAUCGCACCAGGAGGAUGGCGAGGGUGGUCUGACAGGAAACGACCCUUUCUAUGACCGUUUCCAUUGGUUUAAACUUGUGGGGAGCUCCCCAAUCUUCAACGGUUGCGUCAAUGAGCGUCUGGCUGACCGCACACCCUCGCCCACCUUCUCCACCACCGACUCUGAGAUCACGGAGAUGGCAGAUGAGCGCCAGAGUGAGAUGUCCGACUUGAUAGACGACGAGGCGUUUGUGGACGACACCAGCUCCGACGCCGGCACUGAAGAAGGCUCAGACAUCUUCAGUGACGGCCAGGACCCGUUUUAUGACCGCUCCCCCUGGUUCAUCCUGGUGGGAAGAGCUUUUGUGUACCUGAGCAACCUGCUGUACCCUGUUCCACUGGUGCACCGGGUUGCUAUAGUAACCGAGAAGGGCGAGGUGCGUGGCUUCCUGCGCGUUGGGGUUCAGGCUAUAGCUGCUGACGAGGAGGCCCCAGACUACGGGUCAGGAGUUAGACAGUCAGGAACUGCCAAGAUCUCCUUUGAUGACGAGUACUUCAAAAAGAAUGACUUUCCCUCCACCGUCAUGACCCGCUCUGGCAUGUCCCUGGAAGAGCUGCGCAUUGUGGAGGGUCAGGGUCAGACUUCGGAGGUCAUCACCCCCUCAGAGGAGCUCAACAGAAUCAAUGACAUGGACCUCAAGCUGGGAAAUGUCACAGAGACUAAACUGGGUCUUGGCGACAGUCUAGCAGAGCAACUGGAGGUGGGCAGCAUCUUCACUUUCCGUGUGACUGUGCUCCAGGCCAGUGGCAUCCCUCCCGAGUAUGCAGACAUCUUCUGCCAAUUCAAUUUUCUGCAUCGUCACGAUGAGGCUUUCUCCACUGAGCCUUUGAAGAAUGGUGGCAGAGGAGCCCCUCUGGGCUUUUACCAUGUUCAGAAUAUUUCAGUUGAGGUCACUGAGUCGUUCAUUGAGUACAUCAAGAACAAGCCUAUUGUGUUUGAAGUGUUCGGGCACUACCAGCAGCACCCGCUGCAUCUUCAAGGACAGGACCUGAUCAGUCCUCCAACACCAUCAAGGAAAUACUACCCUAUUCCCAUGCCUCUGUCUAAACCAGUUCCAGCCACGAAGUUGAACACCAUCACCAAGUCCAACCUGGGACAGUGUGUCAGCAAGUACGACCUGCUGGUGUGGUUUGAGAUCAGUGAGCUGGAGCCCACUGGAGAGUACAUCCCAGCUGUAGUGGAUCACAGUGGAGGACUGCCCUGCCAUGGUACCUACUUGCUUCAUCAGGGAAUCCAGCGGAGGAUCACUGUGACUCUCAUCCAUGAGAAAGGAAGCGAGCUCCACUGGAAGGAUGUCCGAGAGCUGGUUGUUGGUCGUAUUAGGAGCAAAGCUGAGGUUGAUGACAGCGCUGCAGAUGCUGUCCUCUCCCUGAACAUCAUCUCUGCCAAGAACAUUAAAUCAUCCCACAACUCCAACAGGACUUUCUACCGCUUUGAGGCAGUGUGGGACAGCUCACUGCACAACUCCCUUCUGCUGAACAGAGUCACUCCAUAUGGAGAGAAGAUCUACAUGACCCUAUCUGCGUAUCUUGAGCUGGACCACUGUAUCCAGCCUGCUAUUAUUACCAAAGACAUCUGCAUGGUGUUCUACUCAAGAGAUGCAAAGAUCUCUCCUCCUCGUUCCCUCAGGAACUUAUUUGGGAGUGGAUACUCUAAAACGCCUGACUGCAAUCGAGUCACUGGUAUAUAUGAGCUGAGCUUGUGCAAGAUGUCUGACUCUGGAAGUCCAGGGAUGCAGAGAAGACGGAGGAAGAUCUUGGACACAUCAGUGGCUUAUGUGCGUGGAGAGGAGAACCUUGCUGGCUGGAGGCCCAGAGGAGACAGUCUCAUCUUGGAGCACCAAUGGGAGCUUGAGAAAAUGGAGCAGCUGCAUGAGGUGGAGAAGACCCGUCAUCUGCUCCUGCUGAGGGAGAAGCUGGGCGAAUCAGCUCCUGUGGGAACAGCUCCCACCACCAAAUCCCUGAGUGAGUUGUUGUCCCCCAGCAUGAGCUCAGGCAGCCUGUCCACCUCCACCUCCAUUUCCUCACAGAUCUCCAGCACCACCUUUGAAAGUGCCAUCACCCCCAGCGAGAGCAGUGGCUACGACUCUGCCGACAUUGAGAGCCUGGUGGAUCGUGAGAAGGAGCUGGCUACUAAGUGCCUGCGCCUCCUGACACACACCUUCAACAGUGAAUACAACCAGAUGGUCAACAGUAUCAGUGACUGCAAGCUGUCAGACAUCUCACCAAUGGGGCGUGACCCAUCAGUGACCAGCUUCAGUAGCGCCACCCUCACCCCCUCUUCCACCUGCCCAUCUCUGGCUGAUUCUCGCUGUGGAUCCCUGGACCAGAAGACUCCAGAGAACAGCUCCCGUGCCUCCAGUCCUUCCUGCUCAGACUAUGAAAACUUCCCCAUGGUUCCCACUGUGGAGACCUCCUACUUGGCACGAGCUGGAAAAAAUGAGUUCCUCAACUUGGUGCCUGAUAUUGAAGAAAUGAGGCCAGGAUCUGUUGUCUCUAAGAAAGGUUUCCUGAGCUUCAUGGAGCCGCGCUCUAACUCAUGGGUGAAGCACUUUGUGGUUGUUCGCCGGCCCUAUGUUUUCAUCUAUAACAGUGACAAGGACCCAGUUGAGCGGGGCGUCCUCAACCUUUCCACAGCACAGGUGGAAUACAGUGAAGACCAGCAGGCUAUGCUCAAGACUCCGAACACGUUUGCUGUGUGCACAAAACACAGAGGAAUCCUCCUGCAGGCCAACAAUGAGAAAGACAUGAACGACUGGCUGUAUGCCUUCAACCCGCUUCUAGCAGGAACGAUAAGAUCCAAACUGGCAAGGCGGCGCAGUGGCCUGUUGAAGAACUGAGUGAGACGCUCAACAGAAGAAAAAAACACAGCUUCCGUUGUUCCUGGAAAGCUUUGAACAUACCAAGUGUUAACACUUAUUAAUCAUUGUGAUUCUUGACGGUUUUCUCUUGUAAGUAGACUUGUGGCUUAAGUCUCCUUUCAUGCGACUAAAAGUUUCAGUUCCAGAGGAAUUUGCCUCCCCGCCUUCUCCCUCCCACAACCCUCUGACAGCUUAGCUUUCCUCCUCUUUCUCUUCCCUGUCUCCUGCCUCUCUCUCCUCCUCUUCAGCUUUUAGUAUUUUUGUUUCUAUGACAAUGUUUGGGUCUAAUUUUGGUACGCUUCGUUGUCAUUCCCUGACUCCCCUGACUAGUAGCAUGUUGUAAUAGUCUACUUGUGUGUGCACGAUUCUUCAGAAACCGUUCUUUCAGGCCACAGAUUUCAGUUUGCCAAUCAUCUGUAAAAAAAAAUGUCUCUAUCAGUGUUCUUUGUGUCAAGAGAAGAUUUUAUUUUACUAUUUUCUUUUCUUAUUUUUUUAUUUUAUGCCCGCAUGUUAACUGCAGCAGUCCUCAGGAGUAGACCAGGUUUCUUACUCAAAAAAUAAACGUAAAAAAUUAGUGAAAUCAUGAAGGGAAAAUGAACAAAUAUCUCCAAUUGACAUAUCUGUUUACAUUCUACUAGCGAGGCUAUGUAAAGAUCUAGUGCUGCUAAUGAAUUUAUAGGCGUAACAUCCCUAGAUUUGCAUUAGGCGACUGCCUAUAGCUCCCCUUAACCGCCUCCAAGAUAUCCUUUAGAAAGAAAUUAGACCGAGAAAAUGGUCAAAAUAAGCCAAACAUGAGGGCAGCACUGGAUACUUCACUUUCAUCUAUGUGAUAUAGAGAUCCCACUCCUCAGUCCAUGUAAAUACACCAGCUCCCACCCCUGAUAGUCCCGUCAGUCAGUGAGUGAUACAACAAAACAUAUAUGCUUACUGAACAAACUUACAAAGAUGAUUUCAUAACUCAGAAAACAUGACGACAGAUUGUUCCUGCAGGAGUAGAUAUUCGUCCCUUUCCUUUUGGUUUUCAAAGGAAAGAAAAGCAGGGUUUCAAGGAGAGAAAGAGGAGGGAGAGGGGCACCAUUUGUACAUACAGUCUGUUCUGGGAUUUAGUGUGGUAGUUAUCUCUCAUUGAAAACAUUCCUCUCAGCUCCUCUUGCUCUUUGCAGUCCUUUCUUCCACUCUCAUGUUUAGUCUUGGAACUUAAAAAUGUCUCAACAUUUGCUUCAAGUUAGCUUAAAAACAGAACCUGUGGACACAGGAGGAUGAAGUCUGACUGAGAAUGAAGUGGCUCUAGAAGUGUUAGCAUUGAUGCCAGUAGUUUACUGAUGAAGCUGCUAGUAUGUAGCCUGCAGGACGAUGACGACAGUCUAACCCAUGACUCACUCAGUGAAGAACUUAUUGCAGGUUACCAUUUGUUUUCUCAUUUAACUCUCAUUGAAUUAUUUUUUUUGUAUUAUUAUUAACACAUUUGAUUUUUUUAUUAUUAUGCUUUUAACCAUUCCAUAGUGAAGUUUUUUAUGAAAUGCAAAAGAGGGCAUUUAUUAUUACUUAAUUUGUAACCAACUUUAUUGGUGUUCAACCUUAUUUUGCACAUUAACACAUAUCUAUAGCAAGACAAGGGCAGAUCAUCACAGGAUUAUUUUUGAGUAUCAGGAUCACUGGUAAGAGCACAUAUCAGGGCUACACUGGAUAGCUGUAAAAGGUUUAGGAAUAAAGAAAGAAAAGAAAGAAGAGAUUUUUAAAGGGAGGACAUAUACUCAAAGGUUUUAUUUCUGGUAUUGUUUAUGAAAAUAUUUGCUCUGUACAUCGUACUAAAGCUGUUACAUUUGGCUCCUGAUAAAACUGAACAUUUGGUGCCUCUGUUUCUGGUAUGAUGAGUGCAGACAGGCGAGUAAAACUCUGGCCAACCAACCAGUAGUAUGCCAGCUGUAUUGUAUUAAAGGGGCAACAGAGGUAGCCAUAUCUAUAACAAGAAAAAGUGGAGUUAUUGUUGACAUAUGUGCAGAAAGUAUUUGUCUUAGUGGUCAGAAUGAAAUUGCAGUUUGUUUGAGUUUGUAGCCUCAGGUCUGCCAACCUGUUGGUCAAAGAAAGAAAAAAACUUGGUAAACUAUUUGUGAUAAAAUGAUUUUGACUGUAAAAGUAAUAAGAUGUGAAAAAUCUAGAUUAAAAUAUUGUAUCUAUGCACUGAUUGAGUCGUAAAGUGCAGUGUACCUCAUGUGGAUGCUCCACGUAAGCGAUGCAUAUUAAUGUUACGAUGCCUGUCAGAGCAAAUGUUUUCACUUCAGUGACUAACUUUGCAGAGGUCUAUUAUUUUGGAUUGUGUGUAUUUAUUGUUUGCAAUGUAUAUAUUAGUUUGCAGCUCUUUGCACAUAUCAAUAAAAGGUUCAACUAACUGAUCAAAUAAAGUCUGUGCGGUUUAGUUGUUCUACUCAGAAUGAACCAAAUGAUCGUGUGGCAGCAUCUGCCGCUCUCGACUGGAAGAGUGUGUAAUGUAAUAUGAAGAUGUGUGUUUCUCCAUCAUUAAAAAAGGCUAAAGAAGAGAAUUAAAUGUAACUUGCUGCAUCUUUUCUGAGCAGCUAAAUUACACACAUUUUCUUUAUUAGAAAGGUGUUCGAGUGAAAGUCUGGUUUUGAUUUGAAUACUCACUUCUCAUGCUCACUUCAUUCCAACUAAAUAAAGGUGGUUUGUCUAUUUUUUCUAAAAUCAGGGAAUAGAAUACAAAGUAGCUAGUUACAUUUCAAAUGACAGUAUACUGUUGUUGUACUGGUGUCUUUCUUCACCUCAACACUUUUUUUUUCCGUUGAUGCCUUUCUAAGAAAACUAGCCAGGAUAUUUCCCAUCAUACCUUCUGAUCAUUGAUAUCAGUUAAGUAUGCUCCAUUUGGAUUUGUUCCCCCACAGAAAAAAACAGACCAUGACAUUAAACACUGUACAUUA
Cheilinus undulatus (humphead wrasse) is the source of this 8747-nucleotide messenger RNA. RefSeq names its product kinesin family member 1B (gene kif1b). The record is from RefSeq and is a predicted model, not a curated record. Gene Ontology annotation, molecular function: ATP binding; microtubule binding; microtubule motor activity. The transcript is spliced from 48 exons. Gene Ontology annotation, biological process: microtubule-based movement. NCBI's taxonomy places the organism in Eukaryota, Metazoa, Chordata, Actinopteri, Labriformes, Labridae. The coding region runs from base 310 to 5793 and encodes 1827 amino acids.